This is a messenger RNA of Mya arenaria, 701 nucleotides long. RefSeq lists its product as uncharacterized. The coding region runs from base 1 to 639 and encodes 212 amino acids. NCBI's taxonomy places the organism in Eukaryota, Metazoa, Mollusca, Bivalvia, Myida, Myidae. The record is from RefSeq and is a predicted model, not a curated record. The transcript has 6 exons.
AUGACCGGAGAGCGAUUCUGGAAGGACAACGACUUGGGUGUGAUCCUAUUGUUUGACGUCAAUGGUAUCAUUGCUGGCAUACAGUCCGCAUUUGAUAAAAACACCAAUCCGAAUCAGAAUAAUUAUCCGGCACCGCAGAUGCAGAAUCACCCAUUGGUAGAAGAGGGCGGGAAUUACCAUAGCACCGCAUACUUCAUUCCAUCAGACACAAUAUGUACUACGGGACGCACGUCCGCGGAAUUUCACCAAAUAGGCACCGGUAGAGGCUUAUGGAUACAGAACGGAACCGACCCAAGCAGCACCGCGAUGAUCCCAACGACUAUCGAAGAGGCCCGAGCCAGUGAAUGGACAGAGGGGGAAUGUUUCAUUUCCAUGGGAAAACAUUUCUGGUACAAGCUUAGCAAGGACAUGGACUGUAAUGACUUCUUCCCCAUGUUUCUGCUAUACAAUGGCGGCGUUCUCAACGGAUUUGGCUGGGGUUAUUUGAUUAACAUUGAAGCCUCCAAACGCCUUGAACAUCCCCCACCGUCAACAUAUCCGCAAUUCAUGAAGGAGGUGCCAACAUGUCUGGGGACCGCCGGAACCCUGACCACGCUGCAUAUCUACCUCACAGACAGCAUCAUCGCUGACACAUGCUAACAUUGCAACAAUAUUGUUAUUCCACUGUAUUAAUAUACUGCAUUAAAAUAUGGUGUUAUGUG